AUGGGUUACUACGAUGAAGAUGGCAACUACCGCUCCCUCCGCCAGGGGCUCAAGAACUUGGCUGACCGCCUUGUUCCCGAAGACCGCCAGGACCCCGUCGUUGACCGGGACGUCCGCGAGACGCGCACCUCCGUCAGCACCCGCUCCCGCCCGUGCCCCCCCAAGCAGGGCCCUUACCUGCCCAACACGGUCACCAUCCCCUGCCACCACAUCCGCAUGGGCGACUUCCUGAUGCUCCAGGGCCGCCCGUGCCAGGUCAUCCGCAUCUCCACCUCGGCCGCCACCGGCCAGUACCGCUACCUGGGUGUCGACCUGUUCACCAAGCAGCUCCACGAGGAGUCGUCCUUCAUCUCCAACCCCGAGCCCAGCGUCGUGGUCCAGACCAUGCUCGGCCCCGUCUUCAAGCAGUACCGCGUCCUCGACAUGGCCGACGGCCGCGUCGUCGCCAUGACCGAGACUGGCGAUGUCAAGCAGGGCAUGCCCGUCAUUGAGCAGUCCAACCUGUGGGAGCGUCUCCGCAGGGCCUUCGAGAGCGGCCGCGGCAGCGUUCGUGUCCUCGUCCUUGACGACGGCGGCCGCGAGCUUGCUGUCGACAUGAAGGUCAUCCACGGCUCUCGCCUGUAA
Molecule: messenger RNA, 624 nt
Organism: Sodiomyces alkalinus F11
Lineage: Eukaryota; Fungi; Ascomycota; Sordariomycetes; Glomerellales; Plectosphaerellaceae
Product: translation protein SH3-like protein
Exons: 2
Coding region: 1-624 (207 amino acids)
Biological process (GO): positive regulation of translational elongation
Molecular function (GO): RNA binding; translation elongation factor activity; ribosome binding
Source: RefSeq, a predicted model, not a curated record